Molecule: messenger RNA, 1445 nt
Organism: Cyphomyrmex costatus
Lineage: Eukaryota; Metazoa; Arthropoda; Insecta; Hymenoptera; Formicidae
Gene: Sar1
Product: Secretion-associated Ras-related 1
Exons: 6
Coding region: 450-1031 (193 amino acids)
Biological process (GO): intracellular protein transport
Molecular function (GO): GTPase activity; GTP binding
Source: RefSeq, a predicted model, not a curated record
GUCAAUCUCGUGUUUUCUCACCGAUUUGUGAGCAAAGAGAGAGACAUCGAGAGAAGUUGAUCGUGUAUUGUCAGUAAACAAGAGAACGAGAGAGAAAGAGAUAGACGGAGAUCUGGUGAGAGCCGUUGUCUUGGCCAGUCUUGGCAUAAUAGAUCAAUCAUAUGGCGAGAGAAAGAGAGAGAGAGAGAGGAGAGGGAGAGAACAGCAAGUCGUCAUAGAUUCCACAUCGCAAUUCCGUUUUCCAUUCCAUUCCGGCUCGUCUGCACUUUUCUACACUUGUCGCGAGUAAAAUUAAAUAUCUGUUUGUCUGAUUAGACUGUCAGUGCGGAGUACACGAGGCCUCUAGGAAAGUGGAGAGAGGUGCAGCCGAGAGGAAUCAGAUCACCGGAGUCAUUCGUUAGUUAACAUACACGGAGCAUAGUCGACGUCACGUAAUCGCAGCUAUAAAUAUGUUUAUUUGGGAUUGGUUCGCUGGAGUGCUGAAUUAUCUCGGACUGUGGAAGAAGAGUGGCAAGCUUCUCUUCCUAGGUUUGGAUAAUGCAGGCAAAACUACAUUGCUUCAUAUGCUCAAAGAUGAUCGUUUAGCUCAACAUGUACCUACAUUACAUCCAACAUCUGAAGAAUUGUCUAUUGGAAAUAUGAGAUUUACAACUUUUGAUCUUGGUGGUCAUACUCAAGCACGUCGCGUAUGGAAGGACUAUUUCCCAGCUGUCGAUGCAAUAGUGUUCCUCGUUGACGCAAGUGAUAGAACAAGAUUACCAGAAUCAAAAACUGAGCUGGAUGCAUUGUUAACUGAUGAGCAACUCAGCGUGUGUCCGGUUCUCGUGCUAGGCAAUAAAAUUGACAAACCAUCCGCGGCUUCUGAAGAUGAACUUCGAAACUUCUUUAAUCUGUAUGGACAAACAACAGGAAAGGGUAAAGUUGCUCGCAACGAGAUACCCGGCCGUCCGCUGGAACUAUUUAUGUGCUCGGUUCUGAAGCGACAGGGAUACGGGGAAGGCUUCCGUUGGCUUGCGCAGUACAUCGAUUGAACGGACAUAUUAUUAUACUUGACAGAUUCAUCAUUUUCCUUUCCUAUGGUACUGGUAACACUACCGGAAUCUUCACAUGAAUUCAACAAUAGGAGAGGAAACAUCGUUCAUCGAAAAAGAAAAAAGAACAAGCAGUAACCGAAAUUUAAGACAAUUUUCAUAAAUAGAGACAUGAGACGAAUAUUCUCGAGAAUUUACGCGCAAGGGAUAGGACAGAUUUCCUUUCUUUGACGUUGGUAUUCACGAGUCCAUAAACGUCAUCUUUUUUCAAAUACUUGAAAUCGUAUACAGAUUCUAUGGAAGCCUAUCACUUUGCGAGUCACAUUAAAGGAAUGAUCAUUAAUACGUGCUGAAGAAUGAAAUAAAAACAUUUUGAUAAAAUAAAACUAAUAAAAACUAUUUAAGAAUUCCAAA